UAUAUACUCCCUACUUCUAAAAACUGUUCACAAGUGCUUUCUAAAAGAGAGUUUAUCGUUACGUCAUUAAUAACGUCAUAUGUUGGAGGAAUAAAUACGAUCUACGUAUUGAAAACUUCACGAUUCUCUGGUAAAACAUAUAUAAUAAAUUAGACUUCUGAAAUUAUUAUUAUACGUUAGACGAUAGACCACAUACGUGAUAGAUAUUUAACUUUACUUGCGAGUACAUCAUGCUAGCAUUACAAGUAUACGCGUUACUAUAGCCAUGUGUAAGCAUGGAAAUACAUGAUACACAAGGUGACGUUGUACACCUACCAUUUUCAGAAAUGAAGUACGACUUGAAUGUGUGUACGGCAUAUAAACGAAUUUGAACUAAUAUUUAUUGAUUAAAGUUUAAUGCGAUAAGGAACCACAUUCACACAAUGCGAUUAGCAUUAACAUAUAUAGGUGGUAAAAUUGAAAAUUGCAUAAAUGUAAGAAGUAGCGUUAUAAAUUAUAAAAAUGAAAUUUUUCAUUCUAAUCUCAAGACUAUCCUGAAAUCAGCUGUUACAAGCAGACGAUAAGCAGGAUAUGGAAAUUAGUGAAACAGAUGUACAGAUAACAAAUCGUCCUAUUGACUUUAUUUCGGUAUAUGUCAAGGAAGAAAAUGAUGAAUGUGAAACUGAAUUUAAUGACGUCGAAAUUAUUGCUGCAGCACAGCAUUUUUGUUCUAUCGAAAUAAAAGAAACCAAAGGUUAUGAUAAAAAUUAUAAACAAAGAGAGUUUAAUAUUGAUAAUGAUAACAAUUGGGAAAAUAGAAAAAAUAUAGAAUCAAACAAUUCUAAUACGGAUGCUAUGCAAUCUAGCGAAGCUUGUAAUAUUGGUAGCAUUUUAACAGACUCCAUUUGUCUGGAUACAUUAGAUUCAGACACUACAAAUGAUCAGAUCAAAAAACAAAUUAAUCAGUCUUCUGAAGUUUUUGAAUCCCAAUCAGAGGACACAGAAACAAACUAUAAUAUAUCAACUGUCGCUACGUCAAAUCAAUUUUUAGACAGUUUGAGUCUUGAUAUAAAAAAGGAAAAUAAACAAUCAAGUCAUAAACCUGAUUCUGAUGGAAUCUAUAUGACAGAAUGGUUGUGCGAUGUAAAUGGUGAUACGAAUUUACGAUUGAAGGUUUUGAAGAAUGAUAAACAAGAAGUACAAAUUCCCACUGACAUUGAAGCUACAAUAACACCCAUAGCCAUAUGUAAGGAUCAAACAUUGGAUCACGGUGGUAAUUUGACGAAAGAAGAAACAAAGAAAUAUAAUACAACGAAAAAGAGAACAAAAUUAAAAUCUUCUACGUUGAAUGAUUACGAGGAAAGAUUGAGGAAAAAAGCUGAAUGCAUGAGAGAAAAACGAAAAAAAUUGUAUGAAAAUGAAAGUGAGGAGCAAAGAGUACAAAGACUUGCAAGAGAAGCUGCCAAAAGACGAGAAAUGAGAAUGUAUUACGAAACGCCAGAACAAAGAAGAAAACGGCUUGAUGCCGAGGCAGCAAGAAAGAGACAAUAUAGAUUGUAUAACGAAACGCCAGAUGAUAGAAGAAAACGAUUAGAUCGUGAAGCAGAAAGAAGAAGAAUCAAACGUCUUUCUUUAUAUGCCAGUGAAUCACCGGAACAACGUAGAGAAAGAUUAAAUAGAGAAUCUGCUAAAAGGAGGGAGGCAAGAUUAAAUCAAUAUGCAAAGGAAACGGAGGAAGAAAGGAAAGAAAGAUUACGGAAGGAUGCUUUAAGAGCCCGAGAAAUAAGAUUCACAAGAUCUGCAGUAGAAACUGAAGAGGAACGCAGACGAAGGUUAGUAAAAGAUGCUCUUAGAAAGAGAGAGGUAAGAAUGCAUGGAAAUCAUUCGGUAAACAGCGGUUUUACAGAACUUCAAACCGUUCGUAAUUUUGAAGAAUUAAACAAUGCACAGAUAAAGAAUAAUCCAGAUAAUCAAAUAGGAGGUCAUUAUCUUAGUAACUGGAUGAUGUGGUUUCAAAAUACACUAGCUCAACCUGUACAUAUUGGAGAACAAAUAUUUGAAUCACGUCCACAAAAUAGUGGAUAGAUAGAUUUUUCUCUAUAUUACUUUUUACUGACCAAAUAAAUUCGAUACUAUUGUAGACAAUGAUAGACAGAUAAUAAUAACUGGAAUAAGUGUGCUUUUUCCAUACUUCUCAUGCCAUUUCAAAAGAUAGUAAUCAGACUGUUUUCUCAUGUUUUGUUUGCAUUAAAGAGUAUUUUAAUCCAUUUCAGUUGGAACAGUAUUAUCACUGAUCUACCAAACUAGAAAUGACUGUACAAGACUUAUUAGUAAUAAUAUUUUAUAGAAUGUAAAUAUAUUAUAUAAUUUAGAAUGAAUUAUGAUUUCCAAUUUUUAAGCUUUGUUAAUUUAUGUAAAUAUAUUGAACUUCCAAAUUAAAUUAACAUUUAAAUAUUUAUGAAUGUCAAGGGAUUUUAAAUGAAUACAUAAAAAGAAACAAAUACUAUUAUUGUCUAUUGGCCUUCAUAAAAUGUUUAUUAAUUUAUCAAUCAAUAAUUUGAACAAUAAAUUAUAUAAUUUUUAAUCUUAAGCAACACAUAUCAUGCAUCCAAAAAUAUAUUGAUUAAAAUAUAA
Molecule: messenger RNA, 2613 nt
Organism: Vespa mandarinia (Asian giant hornet)
Lineage: Eukaryota; Metazoa; Arthropoda; Insecta; Hymenoptera; Vespidae
Source: RefSeq, a predicted model, not a curated record